Messenger RNA from Dibothriocephalus latus, 1212 nucleotides. Lineage: Eukaryota; Metazoa; Platyhelminthes; Cestoda; Diphyllobothriidea; Diphyllobothriidae. The record is from the annotation of a GenBank genome assembly.
AUGCACAAAGUAUCUUGGUCCACUACUCUGAAGAUCUACCCAGUACAGUCGGCCAACGUUCGUCUGACUUUCGAUGAACACGUAAAGGCACACCUGAAUAAAUACAUUGCCGAUCUUAAUGGUCUUCUGCUGAAGGUAGAUAAAUCCUCGUUACGACUGGUACCACCGGCUGAUCUGAGCGGAGAAUACUACUGCAGCAAGGAUGGUCGCACUUGCCUGACACGUCUUCCCCCAGAGCUGCCAUGUGCCCUAGUGCGAGCCGAGGCAUUAGCUACUGUCUUCCGGCCGAGAAUCGGUCUGCGUCUAGAGGCCACGGUCAAUCUAUCAAAACGGCAUUUUCUUACUUGCCGUUACGACUGUGGUGAUGGACCAAUCAGUGUUACCGUGCCCAGACCGGCUGACGGUAAGGGAGAAUUCAUUGACGAAGGAGGUGCUAAGUUGGCGGUCCAUCCUGGAGACAAGGUGACGCUUGAAGUUGUGCAGAUUGUUCAUGCAGCAGGGAGCCUUAUAAUUAAAGGUAAACUUCUAAAUGUUUUGGAACAUGGCUCGGCGUUGGUUGGCGGUAAACGAAAGAAUCUUACUGACAGCGAGGAAGCGGCGGUAACAGAAGCAGAAACUGUGACGCCACUCAAGAAGAAAAAGAAGAAGAAGAGACUGACUCCACUCUCCGAUGAUCAACACCCCGAAAAAACUUCCCCAGAUGACGAAGAAGAGGCGAAUAAAAAUAAUGUUCAGACGACAUAUGAAACGUUACCUGAACUGCCAACCAUCGUGACUUGUGAAAAGAAGAAGAAUAAAAAGAAAAACAAGCUUCAGUCCGAUUUGGCGGAUCGCCAGCAGCAACCGGGGCAGCGGGAAAAAGAAGAAGAAGAAGAGUCUGACAUUUUACGAGAAACUCCGGUUAAAGUUGAACCUGUUACCGACACAGAAACAACAUCCCCAAGUCUUUUGAAUAAUUCGCACCAAAAACACUGCCACCGCAAUGUUACGGGUGUAGCACUUAAAGCAUUACCGGACGACUGCACAGGCGAAGGAGAGAACAGAACUAGUGCUGAACCUAGGUCCACUUACCCGGAGGCAAUUACAGUUAAACAGGAACCAGGAAUUACUAGCGCCCAAGAACACAAGCCCAGCGAGCGUGACCGGAGUCCGGACCUCCUCUCAGAUUCGGAGGACUCCUACCCAGACAACCCUAAGUCAGAAGGCUUGUAG